Molecule: messenger RNA, 827 nt
Organism: Strigops habroptila (Kakapo)
Lineage: Eukaryota; Metazoa; Chordata; Aves; Psittaciformes; Psittacidae
Gene: TSEN15
Product: tRNA splicing endonuclease subunit 15
Exons: 4
Coding region: 58-612 (184 amino acids)
Biological process (GO): tRNA splicing, via endonucleolytic cleavage and ligation
Molecular function (GO): nucleic acid binding
Source: RefSeq, a predicted model, not a curated record
GGAGCGCUCGGCUGCGUGGCGCCGUCCGGAGCGCAGCUGCGUUGCACCGGGGAGAGCAUGGAGCCAGCUGCUGGCCCGGCCGAGGGGGGCUGUGGCCCAGCGGGGAGCGCCUCCGCAGGCAGACAGCAGCCGGGGGACCAGGGCGGCUGGGCGGGGGGGGCCGGCGGCAGCUGGAUGGCGGCUCACCCCACGCUCACAGAAAUGAUGUCUCUUGAUAUAUCUGACAGUACUCAAAUCUAUGCUGCGUUUGUGGUAUACCUGGACCUCUUAGAAGGGAGAAACUGGCAUGAAGUGAAGUAUGUUGGAGUAGCAGAACUGGAGCUCGUAUGUUUACAUGCACGUGAAAGAGAACAGGACAGUCUCCAAGUGAUGGUGCCGGUACCUGUGCACACAUUGUUGAGCCAUGAAAGGAUGAGAGAGAUCAUGAAGAAAGCGUCAAUCCCACAGGAUGAUCCUGACACCCCGCUGUCAGUUACUUUGGCCAUAGUUGAGUCAGAUUCCACAGUAGUCUACUAUAAAAUGACUGAUGGCUUUGUAAUACCAGAUCCUCCUGACGAUACUGAGGAUACAGACAAUAAACAGUGGAGAAAGAAAAGAAAGCUUUUGAAGUGAUUAAGACAAACACUUUUCUUGAGCUGCUGUCCUCAAACCUAAACAAAUCCAGGAACUUAUGUAAAUAAGUUGUGUGCUAAAGUCUGCCUUCUGCAUAUCAAGCAUCUUUUCAGGGAGAACAGAGGCUUGUGCAGCUGUACUGUAAUGAAAUGCCAUUUAAAGUAUGAAAUGGGUCGCGCUUUGAGACUAAUAAAUAUACUUGUGAGAUGUUUCCA